This is a messenger RNA of Hippocampus zosterae (dwarf seahorse), 1595 nucleotides long. It is a transcript of the gene mapk11, whose product is annotated as mitogen-activated protein kinase 11. Gene Ontology annotation, molecular function: MAP kinase activity; ATP binding. Gene Ontology annotation, biological process: protein phosphorylation; intracellular signal transduction. Bases 195 to 1280 code for a protein of 361 amino acids. Lineage: Eukaryota; Metazoa; Chordata; Actinopteri; Syngnathiformes; Syngnathidae. The transcript has 12 exons. The record is from RefSeq and is a predicted model, not a curated record. Gene Ontology annotation, cellular component: cytoplasm; nucleus.
AUGGCGGAAAAGUGAUAAAGACAGUUAGACAAAGAGAAGAAGGGGGCGGGGAGACGGAGGAUGCCAGUGACCGGUACGUCGUCACAGCACCUCGGCAAAGCGAACGAUCGGCAAACCGCACUCCCGGUCUCAUUUUCCCUUCACUAUUCUCCCUUUCCCCUUCCAUUAUUGUGUUGCCUUGUCAGUUACCAAAGAUGUCAGCCAGGCCGGGAUUCUACCGACAGGAGCUGAAUAAGACUGUGUGGGAGGUGCCGGAGCGAUACCAGAACCUGACGCCGGUUGGCUCCGGAGCCUACGGUUCGGUGUGUUCUGCCUACGAUGUGAUCCUGCGACAGAAGGUGGCGGUGAAGAAGCUGUCGCGGCCCUUCCAGUCGCUGGUCCACAGUCGCCGCUCGUAUCGAGAGCUCCGGCUCCUCAAGCACAUGAAACAUGAGAAUGUAAUCGGCCUGCUGGAUGUCUUCACACCUGCUGCAGCGUUGGAAGACUUCAAUGAACUCUAUCUGGUGACCAACCUGAUGGGUGCGGACCUGAAUAACAUUGUCAAAUUCCAGAGGUUGUCCGAUGAGCACGUGCAGUUCUUAAUUUACCAGCUCUUGCGUGGUCUAAAGUACAUCCAUUCAGCGGGAUUGAUUCACAGAGAUCUCAAGCCAAGUAAUGUGGCCGUGAAUGAGGACUGUGAGCUGAGGAUCCUCGACUUUGGCUUGGCCCGCCAAACGAACGACGAGAUGACAGGGUACGUGGCGACUCGUUGGUAUCGGGCGCCGGAAAUCAUGCUGAACUGGAUGCACUAUAAUCAAAACGUUGAUAUUUGGUCAGUGGGAUGCAUUAUGGGAGAGCUGCUGAAAGGAAAAGUCCUGUUUCCUGGCACUGACUAUAUCGACCAACUGAAGAGAAUCAUGGAGAUGGUCGGGACGCCGACCGCUGACCUCUUGGAGAAGAUCUGCUCUGAGCAUGCACAAAAAUACAUCCAAUCUCUGCCUUUUAUGCCUCAGCAAGACCUGGAGAAGAUCUUCCGUGGAGCAAAUCCACUAGCCGUCGAUCUGCUGAAGCGUAUGCUCGUCUUGGACUGCGACGGGAGGAUCUCGGCCAGCGAGGCUUUGGCCCACCCUUAUUUCUCGCAGUACCACGACCCGGAUGACGAACCCGAGGCGCCGCCUUAUGACCAAACCCUCGAGAGUAAAGACCGCACUCUCGAAGAAUGGAAAGAGUUGGUGUUUACAGAGGUGAACGGCUUCAAAGCGUCCGUGAGCAAGACUGGCAGCCUCCAGGUGGAACAGUGAGGCUCCGUUCCUUCAAAAACAGACUCAAAAAGGCGGCACAAUGACUGUUACUGGGAAGAUUUCAUGUCCGAUGCGAAAGUUGCAUCCUGUUAUGAUUAUGUUUUUUACAGUUUUUUUUUUCCUCCUGCGAGAUUGAAAGAGGAACAACGCAGCUCCUGAUGGGCGUUUCAUAAACGAAAGCAACUUUACAGAAGUGUUUACAGACUCCACGAGCGGGGCAUGGAACAUGAAAGGACAUAGGGCACGCUAGGACUUCCAAAACGAGAACACAAGCGCCAUCUGGUUCCUCAUUAUUGCAACGACAAAAAAAAUAAA